Messenger RNA from Camponotus floridanus (Florida carpenter ant), 931 nucleotides. RefSeq names its product proline-rich extensin-like protein EPR1. The record is from RefSeq and is a predicted model, not a curated record. The transcript has 2 exons. Bases 363 to 926 code for a protein of 187 amino acids. Lineage: Eukaryota; Metazoa; Arthropoda; Insecta; Hymenoptera; Formicidae.
AGUUAACUAUCGAAAACAUUUUAUGAAUUUUAUACUUAUCUGAAGUAAGCCAGCCGCUCUUACCCGUAUCCUUGUCUGUACCCCCUGAAUCUCCGGACCUCUCGGUGCAACCGCAUGCCCCUGAAAAAUUCAAAAUAUAUUAAAUAAAUCAUUAAUUGCUGUACCCCAAUGAACUGUAUAUAGCCGAACGUUUCAACCAUGAUAUGAGAACGAGUGAGAUAUACUAUCAUAAUCUACAUUCGUUUAUCUCAUAAUAAUCCGUUAAGCCGUAUUAUUCGUCUUAACUCUAUGAACCACCUUGCUGUGACUACAUUUACCUUAUAAAACCAUUCAUCUUAACAGGUACCUUUCUACGCAUCAUCAUGGUUAACCCCCGCCGAACUUCUUCCGUUGGACGCGAAAUUCCCCUCCGUGCCGCGGGUAUACGCCGCAGGCGUGCCUCCCGGUCGGUACUUAGGCUCCCUACAGCUCGUCAGUUGUUUGCCGACGAGAACGACUUAACAAGCAGAGUAACAAGGUACUCUCCAGUGCGUAGUUUCGCGCCCUCCCGCGCAUACCCUUAUCGUCCUCCCCGAAACCCUCCAGCGGUUCUUCAAGAGGAACAACAGCCCAGAGCCAGGCCGCCAUCGCCCAAUUACUCCCCCAUCCAGGAUUCAUCUAAUCCCAGCUACUCGCCGGUCAGGACACCGGAAGAUCUUCCUUCCAUACCGGAAGAACGAAGACCCAUAGAACAAAGCACAGAAACUGAGGCUGGUCCAUCCAACCCAGGUCAAGUUCUGGAUCCCCCUGAACCAAAUUUCUACCCGGAACCAGAGGACCUAGUCUUACCAAGCAGUAUCCAACCCCUCGCAGGACUAACAGACGAAGAUUUUAUCGAGAUCUACGAAUACUUGCAGCGAGAUAAUUUCUUCAACAACCGCGAAUAAUAACC